Molecule: messenger RNA, 1190 nt
Organism: Hevea brasiliensis (rubber tree)
Lineage: Eukaryota; Viridiplantae; Streptophyta; Magnoliopsida; Malpighiales; Euphorbiaceae
Product: probable transcription factor At5g61620
Exons: 5
Coding region: 163-1098 (311 amino acids)
Biological process (GO): response to auxin; response to gibberellin; response to ethylene
Molecular function (GO): zinc ion binding; DNA binding
Source: RefSeq, a predicted model, not a curated record
CCAUAAAAUCACAACCCUUAAAGUGACUUCUCAGGUGAAAGCGGGAUCCUGGCAUUGAUUUUGAUCGAUUGAAAAAGGGCAGCUAUGUCAUUUUGAAGAAGACCAAACCAGAUCUUCCUAUUCCAAUUGGCAAAAUUUAAGAUGGAGGAGUGAGGCUUAGAGAUGGUGAAGGAAGCUACGAGGAAGUGUUCUCAUUGUGGACAAAAUGGCCACAACUCCAGGACUUGCAAUGGGAAGGUAGGUGUAAAGUUGUUUGGGGUUCGUAUUUUGGAGAAACAGGAACGACCCAUGAAGAAAAGCGCCAGUUUAGGCAAUCUUGACUCUUUAGUCAACAAUAGUACAGUGCAUCAUCAUGUGGAUGAUGGUUCUUUCUCUGAUGGAUAUGUCAGUUCCAAGAGAGGCAAAGCAAUCCAGGAAAGGAAAAGGGGGAAGCCCUGGACUGAGGAGGAACAUCAGACCUUCUUAGCUGGCUUGGAGAAGCUCGGGAAAGGUGAUUGGAGAGGCAUUUCAAAGAAUUUUGUGACCACUAGGACCCCAACCCAGGUCGCUAGUCAUGCUCAAAAGUUUUUUCUGAGAAAGGCUUCAACUGAUAAGAAGAAGCGUGGAUCAAGUCUCUUUGAUAUGAAACUCAAAGAAUCUGUUCUAGCAUCCCAGGAGCCCCCAAAUUUGCCUUCUAACACUUCAUCAGAGGUAGAUCCACAGGCAUUAAAACAGACUGGUUCCUCUUCAGCCUCACCAAUGAAGAAGGAUAUUGAAAUCCCAUCACGUCAAGGAUACCCUAGCAACGGGCAGAGCUUCGUGGGUGUUAAAACCAUGCCAACUUCACCUCUCGUCCAGAUUAUGAAAUACAAUUAUGCAAGGCUAGGCUACCCUUAUACGCUGAAGAGCCCUGGAAGCUUUGCUAGUUGUGCACUCCUUACCAACAACCCUUCUGGUAUUCCUACGCCAAGAUCAUUACCGGUCAGCUUUUCGCAAGAAGGUCCAUCAACUGAAAAUGUAGACCCUCCGGAGCUGGACCUUAAAAUUGGACCACCACCUCAAUCUCCAAAAGCAGCAAGUUUGUCACCCCGGGCAUCCGGUCCCAUUAGUGUGAUAUGAGAAAUUUUAGUUUUUGUUUCAGAAGUACAGCUUAGAAUAUAAUAUGCAUAACUCAGUUACUUCCCAUAAGUAAAACUUUUUUUUUUGCAACC